Molecule: messenger RNA, 1260 nt
Organism: Xenopus laevis (African clawed frog)
Lineage: Eukaryota; Metazoa; Chordata; Amphibia; Anura; Pipidae
Gene: pskh1.S
Product: protein serine kinase H1 S homeolog
Exons: 2
Coding region: 149-1141 (330 amino acids)
Molecular function (GO): nucleotide binding; protein serine/threonine kinase activity; transferase activity
Source: RefSeq, marked provisional
GGCUUCUGGCGUUGCGAUCUUCUGUAAGACAAGAGGCUAGGAUCCUGCAGUUUUGCGUAAGGUACCGUAAAAGAAACUGAUGCAAAUACUACUAUAAAUGAAGUUGCACUAACACAAUGAUGACAUCUGAAAUAAGAUUAUUUCUGUCAUGGGUUGUGGGACGAGUAAAGUUCUCCCUGAACCUUCAAAAAACCUCCAGCUGGACUUGGUGAAAAAAGUGGAACCUUGUUUGGACUCAAAAAGUGACCAAUAUAAUACUUUUAUCACAGACACAAGCCAGACAUUUGUAAAGGAUGAUUACCUAUGUCACUCAUUGCAGAAUGGCGACUCAAAGUGUCAUGUGGAAAGUACUCACUUAAGGAGACAUAAAAUUGCUAAGUACAGGGCUAAGUUUGACCCACGUGUAACUGCAAAAUAUGACAUAAAAGCUCUUAUUGGACGAGGUAGUUUCAGUCGUGUUGUAAGAGUAGAACAUAAGGCCUCUAAACAGCCGUAUGCUAUUAAAAUGAUUGAAACAAAAUACAGAGAAGGCAGGGAGGUGUGUGAAUCUGAGCUUAAUGUUCUGAGGCGAGUUCGACAUACCAACAUUAUUCAAUUGAUUGAAGUAUUUGAGUCACAGGAAAGGGUUUAUAUGGUUAUGGAGCUUGCAACAGGUGGGGAACUUUUCGACCGCAUUAUUGCCAAAGGCUCAUUCACUGAAAGGGAUGCCACUCAUGUAUUACAGAUGGUUCUGGAAGGUGUGAGAUAUUUGCAUGCACUAGGGAUCACUCACAGAGAUUUAAAACCUGAAAACCUUCUUUACUAUCAUCCUGGUAUUGACUCCAAAAUAAUGAUAACAGAUUUUGGACUUGCAAGUGCUCAAAAAAAGGGGGAUGACUGUUUAAUGAAGACAACCUGUGGAACACCAGAAUAUAUUGCACCAGAAGUUUUACUAAGAAAGCCCUACACAAACUCUGUAGACAUGUGGGCUCUUGGAGUCAUUUCUUAUAUUCUUCUAAGUGGAACUAUGCCAUUUGAAGAUGAUAACAGGACCAGGUUAUACAGACAAAUACUAAAAGGGAAGUACAGCUAUUCUGGAGAGGUAAGAAAGUUGUGUAAAUUAUUAAUAGUGUACUUGGCAUGUAGCAUUGAACUGGGCUAGGUAUUUUACUGUUUUAGAGGCCAAGAAUUUUGUGAUCAAUUUACAAACAAGAUAAACAUUCAUAAAUAUUAGUAAAUAAGGACAUUAUCAUAAUUCUACCUAUUAAACUCAAAAAAAAA